This is a messenger RNA of Musa acuminata subsp. malaccensis (wild Malaysian banana), 2479 nucleotides long. RefSeq names its product pentatricopeptide repeat-containing protein At5g50390, chloroplastic. Gene Ontology annotation, molecular function: protein binding; RNA binding; zinc ion binding. Gene Ontology annotation, biological process: RNA modification. Gene Ontology annotation, cellular component: intracellular membrane-bounded organelle. The record is from RefSeq and is a predicted model, not a curated record. NCBI's taxonomy places the organism in Eukaryota, Viridiplantae, Streptophyta, Magnoliopsida, Zingiberales, Musaceae.
UCUCUAUGUUCUCGGAAGACUCCGGAAUCUCUCGGUUAUCGGAAGAAGAAAACCUCAAAUGAGUAGGGAGCAUACGCCAUUUCCAUUGUUAACAACGUCUUCUCUCCAGAUCCCCUAUCGGCAAUGGAAAUCAACGUUGCUCUCUUCUGCAACCUGACCUCAGAUCACAGAAUUCGGAAGAGCAAUUGGCCAGGUUUUUCCUGCUUCUCGAUCGGUGCCAAGACCCGAAAACGCAUAAAGAUCGAAUCUUUUUGCUGUCUUGAUCUGUUCGCCACGAGAAACGUCCGAUCUUGUGUCGUCGUCAGGUGUUCGUCCUCUCAGGAGAAUUGUCUGAGGCCGAAACCGCGGCCAAAACCGAAGCCGAUUGUUGAGCACGUCGACCGUGGCUCGAAUUUGGACGACACCUACUCUGCGAGCCCAGAUUCUUCUGCCUUCUUCGACCACAUAGAGAAGUUGGUCUUCUUCAAGAGGUAUGAGGAGGCUCUUGAAUUGUUUGAAAUUUUGCGGUCGGGGGGAAACCUCGUCGCCGUCCGGGCUAGCACCUACGAUUCUCUCGUCAGUGCGUGCAUCGGUGUCGGCUCGGUAAGGGAGGUGAAGACGGUAUUUCAGCAUAUGAUUGAGACUGGGUUUAAGUUUGAUCAGUAUAUGAGGAAUCGAGUCCUCGGGAUGCAUUUGAAAUGUGGUAUGAUGGUGGAUGCAAGGCACCUGUUUGACGAUAUGCCUGAUAGGAACACCGUGUCAUGGAGUAUUAUGAUAUCAGGGCUGGUAGAGGUGGGUUCCUAUGAAGAGGCAUUUAAUCUGUUUUUUUUGAUGUGGGAAGAGGUAUCGGAUGCCAGUCCACGCAUGUUUGCAACUAUUAUCCGGGCAACUGCUGGUUUAGGCUUCAUUCUUGCUGGUAGGCAGUUCCAUUCAUGUGUUAUUAAGAUGGGAUUUUAUAAAAAUAUCUUCAUUUCUUGUGCUCUCAUUGAUAUGUAUAGUAAAUGUGGAUGCAUUGAAGAAGCUCAGUGGGUCUUUGAUGAGAUGCCUGAGAAGACGGUUGUAGGAUGGAACACUAUCAUAGCAGGGUAUGCUCUUCAUGGGUACAGUGAGAAAGCUUUGGAUAUGUACUAUGAGAUGUGCAGUGCUAAUGUUCAGAUGGACCAUUUUACUUACUCCAUUUUUUUCAGAAUAUGUGCUAGAUUAGGGUCUCUGGAACAUGCAAAGCAAGCACAUGCAGGUCUAGUCCGCAAUGGGUUCGGGUUGGAUAUAGUAGCAAACACUGCUCUCGUUGACUUGUACUGUAAAUGGGGCAGAAUGGAAGAUGCCAGGAAUGUUUUUGAGAAGAUGCCUCGCAGGAAUCUUCUAUCUUGGAAUGCUCUGAUAGGUGGAUAUGGCAACCAUGGCAUGGGAAUUGAGGCUGUCAAGAUGUAUGAGAAGAUGCGGGAGGAAGGGAUGGUCCCAGACCAUGUAACCUUUCUUGCCGUCUUAGGUGCAUGUAAUUAUUCUGGCUUGUUAGACAAGGGGAGGGAGAUUUUUGAGAUGAUGAGUCGAAAUCCAAGCACAAAACCACGAGCAAUGCACUAUGCUUGUAUGAUCGAAUUGUUUGGUCGAGAAGGACUAUUGGAUGAAGCUUAUGCUUUGAUAAAGAAUGCUCCUUUCAGGCCCACGAAGAACAUGUGGGCGGCUUUGCUGACGGCUUGUAGGAUCCACAAGAACUUGGAGCUUGGAAAAUUUGCAGCAGAACAACUUUUUGGCUUGGGACCUGAAAAAUUAAGUAAUUACAUUGUUCUUCUCAAUAUUUACAAUAGUUCUGGGAGGGUGGAUGAAGCUGCCAAGGUUGUGGAAGCCUUAAAAAGAAGGGGCAUUAGACUUCUUCCAGCUUGCAGUUGGAUUGAGAUUAAAAAACAGCCACACAAGUUCCUUUUUGGAGAUAAAUCUCACCCACAAAGCCUCAAAAUUUAUGAGAAACUAGAUUCCCUGAUGAGUGAGAUUGUAGAACGUGGUUAUGUUCCUGAUUGGAAAUCUCUGCUUCCUGAUGUUGCAGACCAUGAACAAAAGAUGCUAACAUACCACAGUGAGAAGUUGGCGAUUGCUUUUGGGAUCAUCAGUACACUAGAUUUUACUCCCCUCCAAGUCGUCCAAGGCCAUAGGAUCUGCAGUGAUUGCCAUACCGUCAUUAAGUUUCUGACAUUGAUUACAAAAAGGGAAAUUAUUGUGAGAGAUGCAAGCCGAUUUCACCAUUUCAGAUGUGGGAGUUGUUCAUGUGGGGAUUAUUGGUAACUGUACUUAUUCUGUCUUAGAAAACAGGUACGAUGCGAGGGAUGUAGACAUCUUAUUUAUGUUCUGCCGAUUAGGGCUGAAGACAGUAGUUCUCCUUGUGCUUCACAUGAUUUGCCAUUCAUAUUUUUUGAACCACAGCCUAAAUAAUGUUGUACAUUGACCAAUCGAAGAAUCUCAAAUUUCCCAUCUAAUAAAUUCCAGUGUAUCUUAGUUAUAUUAA